UAUGUAGUGUAGUGAGACAAAAUUAAAAAGCGCAAAGCAGGGACAAACCGCUUUCGGCUUCGUGGGGGCGUCCCUUAAAAACUCACCACUCUUACCAUAACUAACACAAAAUAAAAAACACACACACCUGUAAAAGCUGAAGCAGUAGUAGUAUCUAUCUGUAGCGCCAUUACAGAUUUUACACACACAUCCCUCAAACCCUAAAAAAAACCCCCCAAAAUCCCAAUCCCUAAAUUGAAGUAGAAGAAGGAGAAAAUGGAUAUAGAGCAAAAGCAAGCGGACCUGAUCGAGCAGUUCGUGAAGCAAGCUUCGUCUCUCCAUGGCUCCGCACUCGCUCCACUCGUCGCCGAAGCCACCUCUCACCCUUCCCUCUUCGCCUUCUCCGAGAUUCUAUCCGUCCCUUCCGUCCUACAGCUUGGAGGAACAGAAAAUUCUGUAUACCUUGAUGUUCUUCGUUUAUUCGCACACGGCACUUGGAGUGAUUACAAAAGUAAUGCUGGCCGUCUUCCGCAAUUGGUUCCUGAACAAGUCCUCAAGCUGAAACAACUUACUGUGCUUACACUGGCUGAGACGAACAAGGUUCUACCUUAUGAUCAACUAAUGCAGGAGUUAGAUGUUAUGAAUGUACGUGAACUUGAAGAUUUCCUAAUCAAUGAAUGCAUGUAUGCGGGCAUAGUCAGAGGGAAGCUGGAUCAGCUGCGAAGAUGCUUUGAGGUUCAAUUUGCAGCGGGGAGGGAUCUGAGACCUGGUCAACUUGGGAGCAUGAUACAAACAUUGUCAAACUGGUUGGCUACGUCAGACAAUCUACUUAUCUCAAUUCAAGAAAAGAUUAAAUGGGCUGAUUCUAUGAGUGAGUUGGAUAAGAAACACCGAAAGGAGGUUGAAGAUAGGGUGGAAGAUGUAAAGAAGUCCAUUUCACUCAAGAAGUUACAAACUGUAAGCAGGCCGACAUUGACUUCCGAGGGCAUGAGGAGAUCUACUCUGAACCUGGUGGAGUGAUGGACUAUGAGGAAGACCGAAGUCGUCCGAAGAGGAGGCGGCAUCCAAUAGGUUGAAGACAUGCAGGGAGUGUAGCUCAUUGGAUUGGUGUUUAGGUUACUUGCCCGAUCUUUUUUGUUCAUUGCAUUCCAGCAACAGAUGAUUCUGCUUUUGGGGACAGUCCUUUGAUGGUGAAAAUGUCACUGUUGCUUUAGAUAUAUAUUUUGAAAAUCAUUAGCUUGUAUUCCCGAGUUGGUGAGAACAGGAUUGGAUUUGAUGGUGCGGCUAAAAACUAUUUAUUUAAUUAGAUAAUUGUAAUUUGCUUUGUGUUAUUUGAUGUCGCUAUUGAAUCUCGUCUUGUGAAGAAAACAGCUGCCUAUAUUAGAUUCA
Messenger RNA from Quercus lobata, 1368 nucleotides. RefSeq names its product Proteasome component (PCI) domain protein (gene FUS5). The record is from RefSeq and is a predicted model, not a curated record. NCBI's taxonomy places the organism in Eukaryota, Viridiplantae, Streptophyta, Magnoliopsida, Fagales, Fagaceae. The transcript is spliced from 9 exons. Gene Ontology annotation, cellular component: COP9 signalosome. Bases 256 to 999 code for a protein of 247 amino acids.